Messenger RNA from Paecilomyces variotii, 1725 nucleotides. Its product is annotated as putative guanine nucleotide exchange factor. The coding region runs from base 133 to 1578 and encodes 481 amino acids. The record is from RefSeq and is a predicted model, not a curated record. NCBI's taxonomy places the organism in Eukaryota, Fungi, Ascomycota, Eurotiomycetes, Eurotiales, Thermoascaceae. Gene Ontology annotation, molecular function: guanyl-nucleotide exchange factor activity. Gene Ontology annotation, biological process: positive regulation of GTPase activity; Ras protein signal transduction. Gene Ontology annotation, cellular component: plasma membrane. The transcript has 4 exons.
UCUAGAGGUCAAAUGCACAUGACUACCAUUUUGGCAGACAUCCGCCGAUAUUUCCCUCGAGGUGAAGUUUGCCUAUCAAGGGGACAUCGUCUCCGAAACAGUAAGCUCUGAGAUGGUUCAACCUGGCACAGCAUGAGCCAAGCAGUGAGACCGUCGGAUCAAGGGUCGCCGGAAACUAUCAUUGCUGGACAGCCGAUUACGGAAGAGACUCCGUGGUUCCUACGGACAGAUCAUGAAGCUGAAGUGCUCUACGACACCGAGAAUGGCGUAUCCACCGUGAAAGCUGGCCGAUUGAGCGGCCUGGUGGAAUACUUGACGCGCCAUGACCAGCUCGAUACUUCCUUUAACCACGAUUUCCUCCUCACGUACCGGUCCUUCACGUCUUCUGCAGAGCUCUUUGAGAUGCUAGUUCAACGGUUUAACAUUGAGCCGCCAGCAGGGUUGACCCAUGCGGAGUUGCAAGUAUGGACUCAGCAGAAGCAGAAGCUGAUUCGAAUUCGGGUGAUCAACAUCUUAAAACGCUGGCUUGAGCAGUUCUGGGUCGAACCAGAUGACGAGACGACCGAAAUUCUACUGGAUAAGAUUCGCACCUUUGCAGAAGCUUCAGUUCCUACGGGUCAAACCCCAGCAUCACAAGCACUUCUCGCAGUGAUUGAGCAGCGACGUCGAAAGGAGGGCAUGACUACCAGUCCGAGAGUCUCCAUGCAUAAUGUGAACAUGCCAGCGCCGCUUCUUCCAAAGAAAAUGAAGAAAUUGAAACUGGUGGAAAUAAACCCUAUCGAGAUUGCGCGGCAGUUAACUCUCAUUGAGUUCCAAUUAUACAGCAAAAUCCGGCUUGAUGAAUGCUUGAAUAAAGCAUGGCAGAAAAAGGCAGAUGCUGGGGCACGGGAGCCUGCUCCCAAUAUCAGAGCAUUGAUUCAUCAUUCCAAUCAACUCGCUAACUGGGUUGGAGGAAUGAUUCUCGCCAAGGAUGACCUGAAGAAGCGUGUACGGGUGAUCAAGCAUUUUGUGGAAGUUGCAGAUGCGUGCCGUUCCAUGAAGAAUUACUCAACUGCGAUCUCUAUUAUUUCAGGGCUUGGGACAGCUCCGGUAUAUCGACUCGGUCGGACUUGGUCCCAAGUCAGCGAACGCACUUGCGCAGUAUUGGAACCGGUACGGCAACUGGUGGCAAGCACUAAAAACUUUUAUGAGUACCGUGAGACGUUGCGCCUGGCCAAUCCACCUUGUAUUCCUUUUCUGGGAGUCUACCUUAUGGACCUCACAUUCAUUGAGGACGGAAAUCCAUCCUUGACACCUUCAGGGAUGGUCAACUUCAGCAAACGCAGAAAGGCAGCUGCAGUCAUCCGAGAUAUUCAACGAUUUCAAACUUCGCCGUUUCUCUUCAAGCCCGUCCCUGAGCUGCAGGAGUUUAUCGUCGGCAAUCUCCAAGCCGCUCGCGAUGUUAACGAAAUGCAUGAGCGAAGCCUGCAGCUGGAGCCAAGAACGCCGCAGGAGGAGAACAAUGGUGGUGAGGUGCCGUAUGUCUCCACCGGCAGCCAUAUGAGUGCAUUCUUGAUGGCCAGUAUGGCGAUGCGAUAACCGCAAUGAGCUACGAUGGGCACCCACGGCGUUUUUUGGUGCGGGCGUUUUCAAAGUUUCCUACUAGCGAUACCCAGAAACUGUUAGGAAGUAGUCGAAAUACUUUAUUGGAUUCUUUUUCCUAUGUGCGCGGAUCUCCCUCGAUCC